Molecule: messenger RNA, 609 nt
Organism: Tremella mesenterica DSM 1558
Lineage: Eukaryota; Fungi; Basidiomycota; Tremellomycetes; Tremellales; Tremellaceae
Exons: 3
Coding region: 1-609 (202 amino acids)
Source: RefSeq, a predicted model, not a curated record
AUGACCAAUUCUGAUGUGUCCGAAUUCGACUUGCAAAGCCUUCUGCCGAGACCCGUCCACAGAACAUAUAGACACGAAUGGGUAGAUAAUCCUCCCAGCUCACGCCCCUGUUCUGCUCUCGCUAAGUUCAUCACCUCGAACCACACGACCGAUGAUGACAACCUUUUAAGACCUAUGUCGGCCCCGCCAACUCUCAAACUCACUCCCACGAGUGGAUGGCCGGAAGAGACCGCCACUCGGUGUUCCUCAUUUCCUACCUCCGUUUAUCCUGAAACAACUGCAGAAGGGACACAAGACGGCCCCAAUGAUGUAGGCCUCCAACUUGAUGCAGUAGCCCAGUCCUUGUUGGACAUGAGCUCGUUUUAUCGGUGGGGCCCUGAUUGGCCCGGAUACGUCCGAGUCGGGUUAUUUCGCCGAUGCGACCUCUGUACAAGACUGGGACAGCUUUUUUUCCAAGAUCACUACACCAUGGGUGAGGACAAUGAUCACAGGGAAGUCUAUGCCAUUACAUACAGAUGCAAUCUACAUGCUGAUCCAUACACACCCCUCGGUCACGCUGCACUGAGAGGUUCUGGGAAAAGUUCCAUGAACCAAGGGGACGAGGUAUGA